AUGGGUAACAAUAGUAAAUACAAAAUACCCAAUCCAUAAUAAUUAUCUCUAUCAAAUAAAUAUACUAUAGAUUCGGCUUUAAUUAAUGUUGUGAAAAGUUAAAAUAUAAUAUUCAAUAAUUAAUAUUAUGCAUUUUAUAAAAAUGAUUUUUUUGAUGAUGAUUGUGAAUAAGUCCCAAUUUCAUAAAAUGAUGUUUAUGAAAUAUCAAGAUCUUGUUCUACAAAUAAAAUAGUUAUUUUUCAUAGCACUGAUGGACGUCUCGGAAUUAUGAUUUAUAAAGGGAAAAAAUACAUUAUGUCAGAAUUUCCUGAAUAUAAGUGCAUUUUAGAAAUUGAUGAUAAUAUUGGCCUUAUUAUGAAAUCCAAGUAGAUUAUAAGCUUGUCUUAAUUUACCUAUUCUGGAGAUACUGUUACUUUGAAUUCGAAAAUAUCACUCAACUCAUCUGAAUUUUAUCUUUCUGAUAUUUUGGAUUUUGGAAUUGGAAAAAAGAUAAUUUGCUUGGGAAAUAAUGGGGCUUGGGAAUUUUACGAUUUGCUUACUUUUACACAAGUGUAUUUGACAAAUGAUAGUUCGCCAAUUAAAUUUGGAAAAUACUAUGAUAUUUUAACUUAUGAAUCGAUUAUUUUUUUUGGAAAUAUUGUGUAUGAUAUAUCUUAUGAUUCAGUUUUAAAUAGAAUUCGAGUGAUCUAAAGAGCAGAUUAAAAAAAUAAAUAUUACACACUUCCUAUAAAUGACCAUAAAUUCAGAUAAUCAUUUAAAAAAGGACAAACAUUAAUAGUGGAUGAUGAAAAUCAUAAUGAUUAAUAUCUUUAUAUAAAAACUAUUGAAAACAUAAUUUGUAAUGAUAAUGAGUAUAUAAAUAGUAAUCUAAAAUGUAUUUAAUGUAAAAUUAAUGAGAUUUUUGAAGGUGAUAAAUGUGUAGCUUGUCCAGAAGGAACAUUUAAGCUAAAUAAUAGCGAUAGAAUAUGUACUGAAUGUAUGAGAGCUAUGAAAGGAUGCAUAUCUUGUACUAAUCUAACUUCUUGCACUAAAUGUGAUAAAGAUACUAGUAUAUUUAAUAACCCUAAAUGUAUUGCUUGCAAUAGUACAUGUCAUACAUGUGAAGAUGCGAUUUCCUGUAAAUCUUGUGCAGAUGGCAAAUUUUUAAAUACAAAUACUUAGUUAUGUGAAGAAUGCGAUAAUUCAUGUGCUACUUGUACUGAUAAAACUAAAUGUCUGUCCUGCUCAUCUCCUUUAUAUUUGCAAUAACUGGAAAAAAAAUGUGUCACGGAAUGCUAUCCAGGCUAUUAUCUGAAUACUUCUAAAAUCUGUUAAAAAUGUAACAGAACCUGUGCUACAUGUAAAAAUGGGGCUUCUUGUACUACUUGUCUUUCUGAUCAUUUAAAGAAUGAAUAAAAUAAAUUAUGCGAUUUGUUAUGUGAUCGGACUUGCAAAACUUGUUUAUUUUCAAAAUUUAACUGCCUUACUUGUAAUGACCCUUAUUAUUUAUAAACUAACCAUACUUGCGCAGAUUCAUGUUUGCCGAAUGAAUAUCCGGAUGAUACGAAAACAUGCUAACCGUGUAAUAUCUCAUGUUUAACAUGUAUUAAUGGAACUUCAUGUUCUACAUGUACUGAUAGUAUGUAUUUAGAUUCUGUUACUAAAUAUUGCAAGCCGUGUACUACUGUUAAUUGCAAAACUUGUGAUAAUCCUUCUUAAUAAUGUACAGAAUGUAAUUUAUUAUAUUAUCUCACUUAAGAUAAUAAAUGCGUUGAUAAUUGUUAAUUCGAUUAACAUAAUACAUAUGGAGAUGCUUAAAGGAAAUGUUAACUAUGUAAUGCGACUUGUUUUACUUGUUAAAAUGCAUUUUCGUGUGAUUAAUGUAAUAUUGGUUAUUAUAUUAACACAAUAAGUGCUUUAUGUGAAAAAUGUAAUGAUAAUUGCAAAACCUGUGAAAAUGGAAUAGUUGACAAUUAAUGCAUAUCAUGUAAUAAUCCUAUGGUUCUUUUAUAAACUAAGUAAUGUGCCGAUGUCGAUGUCGAUUUGGAUGUAGAUAUCGAUGCCGAUGCUGAUAAUGAUGCCAAUGCCAACAAAUGUAAUAGUAAAUAAUAUCUGGAUGUAAAUCAAAUUUGCUAAUAAUGCGAUUCUUCGUGUAACUCUUGUUCAAAUUCUAGUACAUGUAAUUCUUGUGUUGAAGGUAGAUAUUUGGUAAUAAGCACUUCGAAAUGUGACUUUUGUGACUUAAAUUGUAAGGCAUGUAUAGAAAAGGAUAAAUGUUAAUCUUGUGUAUAGAAUUAUUUUUUAACCUAAAAUAAAUAAUGUAAAUAAGAAUGUGAUUAAUAUACUUUUCCAGAUUCUAAUGGAAUUUGUUAAUCAUGUCCUUCUAAUUGUUUAAACUGUAAAUAAUUUAAUUAAUGUAUAGAAUGUUUUUAUGGAUUUUAUUUAUAUAAUGGACUGUGCAUUGAAGAAGUUAUUUGCUAUGGGAAUACUUAUUUGGAACAAAAUGAGUGUAAAACAGAAUGUUCUUAAAGAAAAUUUAAAAAUUUUGCGAAUAAUAGAUGCGAUCCUUGUCAUAUUACUUGCAAAAAAUGUACAGAAGCAAAUAAAUGCUUGGAGUGUGAAAAUGGACUUAUUUUGAAUGAUGAUAGUAAAUGUGAGUAAUAACUAUAAGAAACAAAUGCUACUAGUAAGUUGAUAUUUAAAAUAUAUCUCGCGACUACUAUAUAUACAUUCAUAUCAUGUAUAAUUUGUCAUUUUUUAGAUAAUAGGUCGAUAAAUUCAGGAGAAAAAGAAUGUAAACCGAAAGUAGCAAAAACUUAAAUAAUAAAUGUAGAAAAUCAGGUUGUGGUAGAAGAUAUAAUUAGUAAUGAAAAUAAAAUUUAAAACUUCCAAAAACAAAUUCAAAAAAAUAAGUAAAUAAACUAAAAUAAGAUAAUAUUAAACUUUAAAAAGAAUAAUAAUAAAAUCGAUAUAAAUUCAAGAAAAAAAAGUUAUUUUACAAAUUAAACAAAAAUUAGUCCUAUUAGUCCUGAAAUAGAUAUGAUUGUAUUUAGAAAUUUUAAAACUAAAUAAACUUAAUAAAAAACUAUGAAUAAUUAAAAUGGUUCAACUGUUAUAAAAUUUAAUGAUCCUAAUAAUUAUAGAAAUAGUAUAAAUACAAUUACCUCCUAAAUUAAUAUAAAUCCUGAUUAAUAUAAUUAUGACUAGAAAAUAUAUUUUACACUUAUUGCGAAUGAAUUUUUGGAAGUGUAUAUGUUAUAAGACAAUUCACCAAACUCUGUACUUAGGGUUCUAUUAAUGUAUUUUAAAUAAUGUUUAAUUAUGCUGAUUAGUUUUUAUUAAUUUAUAUUUGGAUAUUUUAUAAUAUGUAUUUUAAUUUUAAUGUGUGUAUUAAUUAAAGGAAUUCUGAAAAAAAUUAUUGAAAAAUUUAAUUUUUUAAAUUGUUAUAGAUAUAUAGUUUCUAAAAUAUUUUUUUUAGUCAUUUAUUCUUUAUUCUUUAUAUUUUUUAUUUUUAAAUAAUGCAGUAUAAUCACUAAUGAUAAAGAUUAUAAAUGGUCUGUUUAUUAUUUGUCAAUAUUUAUAAUUGAUUUUAUAUUUAUUUAAAAUAUUAUUUCAUUUUUAAAUUAUUGUUCGAGUGUAAGAAAAAUAAAAGGAUUUAAUGAUAAAUUAUAGUUGUUCUUAAAUUAUACUUUUGUUUAAUAAAAUAUUAUAAAUGAAAUUAAAACAAAUAAAUUAAAAUGA
Molecule: messenger RNA, 3720 nt
Organism: Ichthyophthirius multifiliis
Lineage: Eukaryota; Ciliophora; Oligohymenophorea; Hymenostomatida
Product: zinc finger lsd1 subclass family protein, putative
Exons: 2
Source: RefSeq, a predicted model, not a curated record